GACACCAUCGAGGCGGAAGCGGGAGAGCGACGUCACUCCCACAAUGCCCCGCACAAUGGGGCCGCCGCGGCCUGGGCCGGAGCCGCGCCCGGCGGGGCCCGGGGGAACGGGGUAGCUUUGAAACUGGUACAGAUGGCUGAGCUUGUUCAGAGGGAAAGAAGCAACUACCUGGUGAAAGUGGCAGAGGCUCCCAGAACGCCUGCACAGCUCUGAAGCAGGAGAUGAAGACGUUUUGCUACUAAAGCAGUUUGGUCACAGAGGGCUCCAACAGAAAACUGCACCGGGACAACAGCACGGCAAGGCGCCUGCAGGCUCGAGUUCUGCUUGACAUGGCCAUGUUCUACUAGACCUGCCAUGACGGCAUUUUUUCCCAGUGUUCCCAACUGGAUUCAAGAUGCAAAGCAGGAGGAGGAAGAGACAGGCUGGAAAUUAGUCCCCAGACCAAGAGGUGAAGAGACCGAAAGUCAGGGAAAAUGCCAAUGUGAAAUAUCAGAGACUUCCUUCACUAAUGUGGACAAGCUGAGAACUCACGCUCUUUCUCAUACUGAGCAGAAACCGUACAACUGCCCUCAGCUGCACUGUGGCAAAGCCUUUGCUUCUAAGUACAAGCUGUAUAGGCAUAUGGCCACGCACUCUGCUCAGAAGCCUCAUCAGUGCAUGUACUGCGAGAAGAUGUUUCACCGGAAAGAUCACCUUCGCAACCACCUCCAGACCCACGAUCCCAACAAGGAGGCCCUCCACUGCCCCGAGUGCGGCAAGAACUACAACACGAAACUCGGCUUCAGGCGACACCUGGCCAUGCACGCGGCUGCCAGCGGCGAUCUCAGCUGCAAGGUGUGCCUCCAGACGUUUGAAAGUACCCAGGUCCUGCUGGAGCACCUCAAAGCCCAUUCCAGGCGGGCUUCUGGCGGAGCGAAGGAGAAGAAGCAUCCGUGUGACCACUGUGACAGGCGCUUCUACACCCGGAAAGACGUGCGGAGGCACUUGGUGGUGCACACGGGGCGGAAGGACUUCUUGUGCCAGUACUGUGCUCAGAGGUUUGGGCGGAAAGAUCAUCUGACCAGGCACAUGAAGAAAAGCCACUCCCAGGAACUGCUGAAGAUUAAGACGGAGCCAGUCGACAUGCUGGGUCUCCUAAGCUGCAGCUCGUCUGUCGCAGUGAAAGAAGAGCUGAGUCCCGUCCUGUGUAUGGCAUCCAGAGACAUGAUAGGUGGUAAGAGCUUCCCUGGCAUGUUGCCUGUGGGCAUGUACAGCACGCAUCUCCAAACCAUGCCAAGCUCAGGGAUGCCCCAUUCUUUGGUUCCUAAUUCUCUUCCAAUGGGGAUGAGCUAUCCUCUGGAGUCUUCUUCUCCCAUCUCCUCCCCACCGCAACCUCCUCCAAAGUAUCAGCUUGGAUCUACCUCAUAUUUGCCUGAGAAACUACCCAAAGUAGAGGUGGACAGCUUUUUGUCAGACUUCCCUGGCAGCCUGUCUCUCUCGUCUGGUGAGCCUCAGUCCUCUUCGCCUCAGCCACCCCCCCUGGAUGAGCCUUUGCUUUCCAAGAGCCCUGCUAACCUUUCAGAGGCUCUCUGUGCUGCUAACAUGGACUUUUCUCACCUUCUUGGCUUCCUCCCCCUAAAUCUUCCUCCUUGCAAUCCGCCCGUAUCAUCGGGGGGAUUGGUCAUGGGCUACUCACAGGGGGAGACACAGCCACUGCUUACCACUUUGCAACAUCAACCUCAAGAAUCUCCUGGAGCUGGGGCCUCGCUGAACUUUGGGCCCCUUCAUUCAUUGCCCCCUGUCUUCACCUCCAGCUUGAGCACAACCACGCUGCCACGUUUCCACCAGGCAUUCCAAUAAGCUGAAAAUAGCACUGGAGAACAGAUCUUUCAGUCACCCUUUUGUGGAGAGCCUUAAAAACGCACAACUCUUACUUCCCUUUGGGGUGUGAAAGCUUUGCAAAGUCGUUUCAGACAGGAGGUUUCUGAUCUCUGGAGGGAGCACUUGUAGACUGGAACAGCAGCUAUCCCCAUGCAAGUCCCAGUCCUGUACAGCGAAAAGAUGUCAGCUAAUAGACUGGAUAUAUUUUAUCUAAUUUUUAAUCUGUGAAUCAGGAGCCGCGCUUAGCACUGACCUUCCCUGAGAUCCCGGAGCUAUGUUCCUCUUUGGGAAGGGACUGUCCCUGAGAAGGAGUUGAGACUCUUUCAUCUUGGGCUAAACUUUUGAAGAGUCCAGCUUCCAUUUCAUGUGAUCACACUGCAAUUCUGGCAGAACAGCCAACACCUCCACACGGAGAAGGAGGAGAAGUCAGGAUACCCGCUCUGUAUGAAGCCAACAGGGAAGAGGCUGUCCUUCCCCACUACCUCUCCCCUCACCUAAUACAGCUUACUCCACCGAACACAGCUUACUCCACAUCAGUGUUAAGCAACAAGACCGUUUACAUAGUGAAUUCAGAGAUGUCACCUCAUUCUUCUUUGCGGAACCGUUAGGUUAAACUCAUUACAGUGAACAUUGUUUACACAACGCAAAUCUGUUUCCGCCAUUACAAAAAAUUAGGAGGCACCAGAAUACACUGGGUUUAUGUCUGGUGUAGCUAGAACACUGUUUACACAAUGAAGUCAGGUUGCACUGAUUUCUCUUCACUUAUCAUGUUCUUCCCCCAUGGGGAAAUACACUGCUUGUUGGACCACUUCAGCCUCUGCCACUGUAGGCAGCAGCUUCCCACGUUUUCUCUCUGGCUUUCCACAGGUCAAGGGGACGGAUGGAGCAGCUCGCGCAGCUUAGCUUGUUUUGUGGUGCAUGGAUAGAGCUCUUUGAAUUAUCUGCCCCGGGCAAACAGAUCCUGCGUCUGUUCUGGAAACCAAAGCGCGUGAGGCGGCCGGGCUGGGAGCUCUGAGCGCUGCCGCAGCAGGCGCGGAUGGGAACGGGCCCCGCUCCAGAGAUUCCUUGGAGACGAGGAACAGAGUACGAGGUUCUAGGGGUUUUCACCACAACAGCUCAGUGAGGUCAGUACCCUUUUGGCUUAUCCGUGAAGCAAUCUCAAGAGAGGCAUUUUCACCUCAGCCCGAGGGUGAGAACAUCCAGGAAUCGGGAGGAAAAAUUGGUCCCAGCUUCACGUAUGCUCUGUCGGUGUAUCUGAAGUGUUUUCCCCAACACUAAGAGUUCCAACAAACGCUGAGGUUUUGGGUCUGCAGUCACCCUUUCACUUAGGAUUUGGUUCCUCUGGCCUUCCCGUUCUCUCCUUCCGGAGCCUGGCCUCCUGCAGUUUGCGUCCUGCUUCCCUUGCUCCCCGCCCCACCUCUGGAUUUCUUCCCUGGAGUGCCCCCCCGCCGAGGGCGGCCGGCUCCCGCUCCCCCCGAGCGUCGGGGCCGCCUCGGCUCCGGUUCCCCCGCGCGCUCGCGCUGCGGGUGCUGGCGCGUGGAGCUCCGGCCCGCUCUGCGGUGGUGUGCGUUCAGGGGAGCCCCGCGGAUCUUCGCACCUCGGCACGGAGGAACCGCUGUAGGCCACUGUAAGCCAGGAAGCCCGUCGAUACCAUUCUCCAUAAGUCUAGAAAAUGCAAAAUCUACCUCUACUCGCUUAUCUCAGCUCCUUCAGUGAAGCCAGGUGCUGUCCUCCCGCCUCUCCCCAGAGUGCGCCCAGUUCAGUCCAUGCAUUUUACUUUCUGCUGAGCCAUUGACCCCCCCAGCGUGACAUUAGCCGCGCCUCAUUUGUUCAUAGGCUUGUCCCUCUUCCGUUUUACUCAAGAAUUUUAUUUUUAAUUUAGCUUAGUAAUUUUUCCCAGAAUGACUGUUUAGUGAUCCACUGAUUCUCCAAAACAUAGAUCAGUUGUUUUAGGUUAGCCAGCGAUGCUGCAAAUAAUACUUUUGUAUCAAAAUGUAAUAUAAGAUUUAUUUACCUCAGCAAUAUCCUGUGGCAAUGAUCUCCCCGAGUUAAAUGCAGUACUUCCUUUUUUCCACUGUAAAAUGUUGCCUUUCGAAGUUCGACGAGUGCCUUCUUGUUCUCUAACAUAGCAAAGGUAAAUAGGGCAUUUCAGCUAGUCUUCUGUUUACCGUCACUGAAUACCUCAGGCCUGUCUUCUAUUGCUUUUCUUUUUGCGAAUUAAAGUUUCACACUGUUACCAAUUUUAUGCAAGCCUUAUCCCUGUCUUCAGUUGAGAGGAUUUUUUUUUUUUUUUUUUUUUUGAGAAAUAAAUGGUCAGAACUGACCACUUACUGCAAGUGAGGAUUAUCAGAUUUAUGCAAUGCCAUCACACACCUUCCUCCGUUUCAGAACAUUCAGCUUUCUUGCUUUUUGCCUGCAUUGUACUCUGAACAGAUGCCAUCACUGGAAUUCCUUUAGCAGUGGUAGCUAAACUUAGAGCCAGGCAUCUUUUUCCUACCACUAGUCUGUCAAAGAAUAAAUGGAAUUUUGCUAUUA
Molecule: messenger RNA, 4395 nt
Organism: Tyto alba (common barn owl)
Lineage: Eukaryota; Metazoa; Chordata; Aves; Strigiformes; Tytonidae
Gene: PLAGL2
Product: PLAG1 like zinc finger 2
Exons: 4
Coding region: 355-1839 (494 amino acids)
Molecular function (GO): DNA-binding transcription activator activity, RNA polymerase II-specific
Source: RefSeq, a predicted model, not a curated record